AUGCGCAUUUACUCGUAUCUUUGGCAGCAGCUAAUGCUGGCGCUGAUUGCCAGCAUCUGCGUCAAGGCCAAGCCGCUGGUCUCCUUCGGCGUCAGCUACCAGCAGCCGCAGCCCUACGUGGGACCGGGACCAGGAGCCUACUACAACAGCUACUACGGGGGCCCAGGACCCUAUCAGAGUGGCUACGGGUACUACUCCAACUCCAACCACUACUACGGCAGCAGUCCGGGGGCAUCCUAUCCGUAUCGGUAUCCCUAUGCCGCCGGACACCGCUACGGGGCCCUCGAUGUGGGCAUCGGCGCCCUGUCGCUAACCCCGUUCCUCCUCUAA
Messenger RNA from Drosophila persimilis, 330 nucleotides. RefSeq lists its product as uncharacterized. Bases 1 to 330 code for a protein of 109 amino acids. The transcript has 2 exons. Lineage: Eukaryota; Metazoa; Arthropoda; Insecta; Diptera; Drosophilidae. The record is from RefSeq and is a predicted model, not a curated record.